AGUGGCAGGUCCCCAUCCAACAAUGAAGCUGAUUGGGUAGCAGAUAAGAGAAGGCGGACUUCUUCAAUUCCUCACAAAGACCAAAUUACAAACUCUCUCAUGGCUGCUUCAUCAACAGCACCGCCAUGUUACUCUCUCUCUACCCUCCAUUCUUCCCUUUUCCCUUCCUUCAAAUCACGCUCUCUUCUUUCGUUUUCUUCCAAGCCAAAGCGCGCCCAAAGGCGUUUUGUUGUUCAGGCAUCUGCAACUCUUGAGUCCAGCAAUGGUGCCAUUGUUGCUGAAGAGUCCGACAACAGCACUUCAUAUGGAAGGCAGUUCUUCCCAUUGGCUGCCGUGGUUGGUCAGGAUGCUAUUAAAACUGCUCUGUUGCUUGGGGCUAUUGACCGUGAGAUCGGAGGGAUUGCCAUCUCUGGGAAAAGAGGAACUGCCAAGACAGUAAUGGCUCGUGGACUGCAUGCAAUUUUGCCCCCAAUUGAUGUUGUUGUUGGUUCAAUAGCAAAUGCUGAUCCCACCCGCCCAGAAGAAUGGGAAGAUGGACUAGCUGAACAAGUGGAAUAUGAUUCUGCUGGUAACAUCAAGACUCAGAUUGUCAGAUCUCCCUUUGUCCAGAUUCCACUUGGAGUCACAGAGGACAGACUAGUUGGAUCUGUUGAUGUUGAGGAGUCUGUAAAAACUGGAACUACUGUUUUCCAGCCGGGCCUUCUUGCUGAAGCUCAUAGAGGUGUUCUCUAUGUUGACGAGAUAAAUCUUUUGGACGAGGGUAUCAGUAAUUUGCUUCUUAAUGUAUUGGCAGAAGGAGUUAAUAUUGUGGAAAGAGAGGGAAUCAGCUUCAGGCACCCAUGCAAGCCACUUCUGAUUGCCACUUAUAACCCAGAAGAGGGUGCUGUACGUGAACACUUACUAGAUCGUGUUGCAAUUAACUUGAGUGCAGAUCUUCCAAUGAGCUUUGAAGAUCGUGUUGCAGCUGUAGGAAUUGCCACACAAUUUCAGGAACGCAGUAAUGAAGUUUUUCAAAUGGUUGAGGAAGAAACAGAAUAUGCAAAGACUCAGAUCAUUUUGGCUAGGGAAUAUUUGAAGGAUGUUAGUAUCAGCAGAGACCAAUUAAAGUAUCUGGUUAUGGAAGCCCUACGAGGUGGUUGCCAGGGACACAGAGCUGAGCUGUAUGCUGCUCGUGUUGCAAAAUGUUUAACUGCUUUAGAAGGACGUGAAAAAGUCAAUGUGGAUGAUCUGAAAAAAGCUGUAGAACUGGUCAUUCUCCCCCGUUCAAUCAUCAAUGAGAAUCCACCAGACCAGCAAAACCAACAGCCUCCACCUCCACCACCUCCUCCCCAAAAUGAAGAUUCUGGAGAAGAGCAGAAUGAGGAAGAAAAUCAAGAGGAUGAAAAUGAUAAGGAAAAUGAACAACAGGAACAAAUACCUGAAGAGUUUAUCUUUGAUGCAGAAGGUGGUUUGGUGGAUGAGAAACUUCUCUUCUUUGCACAACAAGCACAGAGAAGACGUGGGAGGGCCGGGAGAGCAAAGAAUGUUAUAUUUUCUGAGGAUAGAGGACGAUAUAUUAAGCCCAUGCUUCCAAAGGGUCCUGUAAAGAGAUUAGCUGUUGAUGCAACCCUUAGAGCAGCAGCACCAUAUCAAAAGUUGCGAAGGGAAAAAAAUACCCAGACGGGUAGGAAAGUUUUUGUAGAGAAAACUGACAUGAGAGCAAAAAGAAUGGCACGAAAAGCUGGAGCAUUGGUGAUAUUUGUGGUUGAUGCAAGUGGCAGCAUGGCUCUGAACCGAAUGCAGAAUGCAAAAGGUGCAGCACUCAAAUUAUUGGCAGAGAGUUACACUAGCAGAGAUCAGGUUGCUAUCAUUCCAUUUCGUGGAGACUCUGCAGAAGUUCUCCUGCCUCCUUCCAGAUCAAUUGCAAUGGCAAGAAAACGGCUUGAGAGACUUCCUUGUGGUGGAGGUUCCCCCCUAGCUCAUGGUCUAACCACAGCUGUCAGGGUUGGGCUAAAUGCAGAGAAGAGUGGUGAUGUUGGGCGUGUGAUGAUUGUUGCGAUAACUGACGGUAGAGCCAACAUAUCAUUGAAAAGAUCUACUGACCCUGAGGCUGCUGCUGCUGCUGAUGCCCCCAGACCUUCUGCCCAAGAGUUAAAGGAUGAGAUUCUGGAAGUUGCUGGGAAAAUAUACAAAGCAGGGAUGUCUCUGCUUGUGAUCGACACUGAAAACAAGUUCGUCUCAACUGGUUUUGCCAAGGAGAUUGCAAGAAUUGCUCAAGGGAAAUACUACUACUUGCCAAAUGCUUCCGACGCGGUCAUCUCAGCCACCACAAAGGAAGCUCUUUCAGUCCUAAAAAAUUCAUGAUCUCUCCAGAUUGUUUCAUCCAAAUUCCCAGUGUUGUAUGCCAAUUUUGGUUGAACCAAGUAUGAAUCUUUGCUUUUCUGUUUGAACCACAUGGACAUGUAGUAAGCCAUUCCUUCUGUAAUAAAAACUUUUCUUUCUCAUCA
Molecule: messenger RNA, 2486 nt
Organism: Vitis riparia (riverbank grape)
Lineage: Eukaryota; Viridiplantae; Streptophyta; Magnoliopsida; Vitales; Vitaceae
Product: magnesium-chelatase subunit ChlD, chloroplastic
Exons: 15
Coding region: 100-2343 (747 amino acids)
Biological process (GO): chlorophyll biosynthetic process
Molecular function (GO): magnesium chelatase activity; ATP binding; ATP hydrolysis activity
Source: RefSeq, a predicted model, not a curated record